AUCGAUGUGUCUUGUUCUUCUUUUUCUUCUUCUUCUGAGUCUGCCUGUUUUAAAGCCUGUGUGUUGGCGCCAUAGCUCAAACUCACUUAAGUUUUGAGUUUGUGUUGUUCAGUCACUACGACUGUCUCUGAUACACACUUAACUGGAUUCCCAUUGUCUCUCUGCAAGAUUCUAUUCUGAAAGCUGCGAUGGGAUUCGAACCUCAGUCAUCAGCAUACUCGAACCUCGACUCAAUCCUAGUAUCUGAGCUGCAAGACAAUGAAGAAGCAAUUUUGUGUUCCUACACUUCAUGGCUAGAAAAGCAUCCCUUUGCAUUGGACAAGUUUGAGGAAAUGAUGAGCAUUGCUAAAGAAAAAGAGAUUGUUGUGUUUUUGGACUAUGAUGGAACUCUCUCUCCCAUUGUUGAUGACCCCGAUCGCGCUGAUAUGACUGAUGCUAUGCGCACAGCAGUAAAUGAAGUCGCUUGCUGUUUUCCUACUGCAAUUGUCAGUGGAAGGAGUAGACAAAAGGUACGUGAAUUUGUGAGGUUGAGAAAUGUCUAUUAUGCUGGAAGCCACGGGAUGGAUAUCUCAACCCCAAAAGGCUCUUCGAAAUCUGAAGAUCAGAAACAUGAGACCAAGGCUGUUGAUGAAAAGGGUAACCAAGUAGUUCAUUUUCAUCCUGCAGAAGAAUUCCUGCCAACUAUCAAAGAGAUAAUUCAGGUUCUGAAAGAAAAUGUUCCAAGAGUAAAGGGGUCCAAGAUAGAGGACAAUAUGUUCUGCAUCACUGUACACUACAGGCUUGUGAAAAAUGAAAUGGAAGUUGGUAUUCUCAGAAAGAUGGUGGAGUCUAUUAUGGAAGCUUACCCCAAUUUUCACAUAUCAGGAGGAAGAAAGGUCAUAGAGAUACGCCCAAAUAUAAGUUGGGAUAAAGGUUGUGCCGUGCAGUAUUUGCUUGGCACUCUUGGCUUUGAUAGCUUUGACAAGAUCAUACCACUGUACAUAGGGGAUGAUACAACUGACGAAGACGCUUUUAAGGUUAUAAGACGCAUUGGACAAGGUUUUCCGAUCAUUGUUUCUUCAAAAGCUAAGGAGACCAAAGCUUCUUAUUCUCUGCGCGAUCCUGAUGAUGUUUUAUCUUUCCUAAUGCGUCUUGCUAAGUGGAGGAAAAGCUUGUUAUAAGAGCUAAAGCAAAUUGACAAGCUUCAGAAGAAGUUAUGCAGAUAAAAGUAAAACUAGGCUAAAUUGCUUGUGCUUUCUGCAUACUGAGAGAACGGCAGCCAUAGGGGUUUGACACUAACUGGGAGGCAUGCUAUAUAAAGAAGAAACGAACAUGAAAGAUUGCUAGGUUUUAGGAAAAGUUUUAAGAUUUUGUUUCUAUUUGUGUAAAGAGGGUAACAACUAAGAAGUUGUCGUAGGCAUAUAUAAAACCAUUGAGAGCUUAAGAGGUCGGAUACUUGGAUGCUUUGCUCCAAUACACUAAUGGACUACGUAAUACCGUUGCAAGGGAAUUCUUGUUCAUCCGUUUU
This is a messenger RNA of Neltuma alba, 1507 nucleotides long. Its product is annotated as probable trehalose-phosphate phosphatase 3. The transcript has 10 exons. The coding region runs from base 189 to 1160 and encodes 323 amino acids. Gene Ontology annotation, biological process: trehalose biosynthetic process. Lineage: Eukaryota; Viridiplantae; Streptophyta; Magnoliopsida; Fabales; Fabaceae. The record is from RefSeq and is a predicted model, not a curated record. Gene Ontology annotation, molecular function: trehalose-phosphatase activity.